GGGAGCGCGACAUGGCGGAUUUCCGCGUCUCUCCCCAGGACAGGCAUUGGGGGGGGGGGUGAAAUCUCCUCUGCUCCCCCCCCCCCCCAAAACUGGCAACAACCUUCUCCCCUUUUCUCUGCCUGUGCGAUGUGGAGAGCAAACCCGUGUAAACUCCCUGUUUCCUCUCCGAUUAUUGACUAAUUCUCGCUCCUCCUCCGAUUUUUCCCCAUGUUCUCUCCACUGUCAAUUUAAAAUCGCCUCGGAUUUGGGGUGUUUUCCCACCCGUUUUAUCUGCCGCAGUUUCUCGUGGUUUAGGUGGGGAAUUGUUGCCCUGAGCCGUUGUGGGGUGGCUGCUGGAGAGCGGGUGGGGUAACGCCGCGGUUACAGGUGUCAGAGGAGCAGCCGUGUUAGUCUGUAUCCGCAAAAAGGACAGGAGGACUUGUGGCACCUUAGAGACUAACCCAUUUAUUAGAGCAUAAGCUUUCGUGAGCUACAGCUCACUUCAUCGGAUGCAUGCCAUGUUUACACUUACACUGUGUUAACCUCAGUACAUUGACCCUGGCUCAACAUUGCUUGGGGAGCUGGUGUUACCGCGUUGGCAUAAUGGACCGUUUACAUUGGUGGGAGACUAAUUUAAGUGCAGAGACGUGCAAGUAAGUGCAUGCAAUGCAGCUACACUUGCAAUGCAGUGUAGACCAGGUCUUUGUAGUGUAGACCAGGCCUGUGAGGGUUUAAUCCUGGUGGAAAGACCUGCCUCUAAUAGUCACUGUUUUGCUGUGUGACAGAGCCUAGAAUGUCAGUUUCCAGGGCAAAAGUCUGGUGGGGGGGACUCUGUGUGUGAAAUGGACAAAAGCCCCUUCUGAAAACUCUCCAAUUGCUCUUUUUGCCCCGACAGACUACAGAAUAACGUCAAUGUUUUGCUCCGGAUCGUCCCACUGUUGCACAGGAAAGGCAAUGGCUGCAGCAGAGUUAUCUGAGGGGGCGGUCACCUUUAAGGAGGUGGCUGUGUAUUUCACCAAGGAAGAGUGGGCUCUGCUGGACCCCGCUCAGAGAGCUCUCUACAGAGACGUCAUGCAGGAGAACUAUGAGUCUGUGGCCUCACUGGGAUUUCCAGUUUCCAAACCUAAUGUGAUCUCCUGCCUAGAACGAGGGGAGGAGCCAUGGGUCCCAGACCUCCAGGACUCUGAGGAAAAAGAGACGCUGAGAGAUGCCUGCACAGCAGGUGAUGGGAUGGUGAAUGUGGAGGAGAAUCCUCAACAAGACGAUGCUGAGCAAGCAGAAGCACAUGAGACGUUAUCGGAAAGAUCCAAAGGGAAUGUUUCCUCGAAUUGUGCGCAGGCAAAUGCCUGUGAGAGUCAGCACAGACCAGAAGAAAAGUUCAGUAGAGGCUCAGACCUUAUUAGACAUGAGAGAAUCAACACCGGAGGAACACCCUACAUCUGCCUGGAGUGUGGGAAAACCUUCAAACAUAACUCACUCCUCAUCAGACAUCGGAGAAUCCACACUGGAGAGAGACCAUACACGUGCCCCGAGUGUGGGAAAAGCUUCAGUCGCAGCUCAAACCUUGUCACACAUCAGAGAAUCCACACAGGGGAGAAACCCUACACUUGCCAUGAGUGUGGGAAAAGCUUUAGUUGGAGCUCAGAGCUUAGGAUACAUAGGAGAAUCCACACAGGAGAAAGGCCCUACAUUUGCUGUGAGUGUGGGAAAAGCUUCAUUCGGAGCUAUUUGCUUAAAAAGCACCAGAGAAUCCACACGGGAGCGAGACCCUACAGAUGUACUGAGUGUGGGAAAGAUUUCAUUUAUAGCUCACAGCUUGUCACACAUCAGAGAAUCCACACAGGAGAGAGACCCUACUCAUGCCCUGAGUGCGGGAAAGGCUUCACUUCUAGCUCACACCUUGUCACACAUCGGAGAAUCCACACAGGAGAGAGACCCUACUCAUGCCCUGAGUGCGGGAAAGGCUUCACUUCUAGCUCACAGCUUGUCUCACAUGGGAGAAUCCACACAGGGAAGAAACCCUAUACUUGCCAGGAGUGUGGGAAAAACUUCAGGUGGAGCUCACAUCUUAUCAUACAUAGGAAAAUCCACACAGGAGAAAGACCCUACACUUGCUGUGAGUGUGGGAAAAGCUUCAUUCAGAGCUCAUUGCUUAAUAAGCACCAGAGAAUCCACUCUGGAGAGGGACCCUACAGAUGUACUGAGUGUGGGAAAGACUUCAUUUAUAGCUCACAGCUUGUCACACAUCAGAGAAUCCACACUGGAGAGAGACCAUACACAUGUCCUGAGUGUGGGAAAAGCUUCACUCGGAGCUUCAGCCUUAACAUUCAUCAUAGAAUCCACACAGGUGAGAAACCCUAUACUUGCCAUGAGUGUGGGAAAAGCUUCAUUCAGCGCUCAGAGCUUAAUAAGCACCAGAGAGUCCACACUGGAGAGAGACCCUACAGAUGCCCUGAGUGCGGGAAAGACUUCAUUUAUAGCUCACAGCUUGUCACGCAUCGGAGAAUCCACACUGGAGAGAGACCCUAUUCAUGCCCUGUGUGUGGGAAAAGCUUCAGUGGUAGUUCACAAAUGAUCACACAUCAGAGAAGCCAUGUAGGAGAGGCACCCUACACAUGUCCUGAGUGUGGGAAAAGCUUCAGUUGGCACUCAAACCUUAUCACACAUCAGAGAAUCCACACGGGAGAGAAACCCUACACUUGCCAUGAGUGUGGGAAAAGCUUCAAUCAGAGCUCAAACCUUACCACGCAUCGCAGAAUCCACACAGGGAAGACACCCUAUAGCUGCCCUGAGUGUGGGGAAAGCUUCAGUCGGAGGUCAGAGCUUGUCUCACAUCAAAAAAUUCACACAGGAGAGAAACCCUAAUCUUGCCCUGUGUGUGGGAAAGGCUUCAGUCGUAGUUCACAGAUUAUCACACAUCAGAGAAUCAACACAGGAGAAUAACACUACUUGUAUUCAGUAGGGCUGCCCAAAGAUUUUUUGUUUCUGUUUUGUUGUGGGGUUUUUUUUUGUUUUGUUUUUGUGUUGUUUUUGUAAUGCAUUGGCUAAUUCCCACAUAGUGAUCUUUUAAGGUUGAUUGCACCAUUUCCUUUACUGUAGUCUCUCAGCGCCUUCUACCUUUUGAAGUUCACCAUACUUUGGGGUGAAUCCUGUGAUCCUUUCUUUCAACUCUUUAGCCUUAUGAGUUCUGGGAGUGUGUGUCCCUCCUGGCAGAAAUGUCCAUCAGUCCGAGCUGGGAGAGAGGGUUGACCUCAUCUAGCUACAGUGAGAUAAAAACUAUCUGUGCCUUGUGUCCACUAGAACUGUACAUUGAGCAGGCCAUGUUUACAUUACCACUUAUAUCGGCAAAACUUACGUCGCUCAGGGAUGUGAAAAAAACACACACCCCGCGUAACAUAAGUUUUGCUGGCAUAAUUGGCAGCGUGCACGGCGCUGUGUCAGCGGAAGAGCUUCUCCUGCCGACAUAGCAACCGCCGCUCGUUGGGGGUGGUUUAAUUAUGUCGACAGGAGAGCUCUAUCCCACCAGCAUAGAGCGACUUCAGAAGAGAUCUUACACCAGUGCGGCUGCAUCAGUACCGCUGUGCUGCUGUAAGGACUCUAAUGUAGACAUGGCCUAAGUUGCUCAAUCUCAACUAUCUUUUCAAGGCAGACAUAACCCAGGUGCAGUGGUUGUAGUUAGCUUUCCCAUUGUGCUGACCUGAUCUCUAUCACUCUUCCUAGUCUGGAGAAACCCUGAGCAUCACAUUGCAAAGUGAAUGUUAGUCAUUAGAUUUCCUGAUUGGGAUGAGACUCUCAUUCCCAGUUGUUCUGACAUUGCUCAUGGCUGUGCUGAAUAGCAGGUAGUUUUUCUACCUCUUUUCUGAUUUAGAAUAUAGUGAGAUGCAAUAAAAAGGCAGGAGGAAAGGUAGAAAAAAAGGAUCAUUUCAGCGUCUGGGAUAUCCAAAGGAGAUGGUGUGAGUCAGAAUAAUUCCUUUCAAAUCACCAUCAUGAAUCUCCUGCCACUCCGACAGCACUGGCUUCUGAGUGAGCCACAAUAGCGUCUCCUCCCCAUGUUCUAUCCCUCCAGCUCCCAAAGUGUCACAUGAAGCAGUGUUCUCAGCUCUCUGUGCUUAGGUACCAUGCUUUGAUCCUAAAUCAGACUCAUUAAGGUUGGAAAUGAGUGUCACAGGCCUAGAGGGGGAAUUUGAAUGGAUCCCAGACAGAUUAACCUUUCAGUGCUUUAAUCCCUAUUUCUGUGUAUUGGCAAAAUUGGUUUUUGGAUUUUUCCAGCUGAACUGGGAUUGUUUCCAGAUGGGAAGAUUAGCUGAUUUUCCCCAUUAUGAUGAUGCUAAAACCUUUGUAACUAACAUGACUGAAUAGUAAUGAGGUGGUGCUGAGUGAAGAAGGUUUGAAUGGAUCAGAGGACAGCAUACUAGGAAAAUCUGUUCUAAUUUGGCGUCAUGAGACGUAAAAUGCUCUGGAAUUCCAUUUUAUAUGAUACUGAAACUGUCUUAUUCGCUUGUGUGUUGUGGGUUUUUCUCUCUUUCCUGAGGGCAUUUGAUAACAUAACUGAAUAUUCGUUUUUAUGAUAGGAUGAAGUUCAGUUUUUUGGUAGAGUUUGAGACAAAUGACCAUUUACUAAAACAACAAUUUCUUUUUGUGCGUGUCUUUUUUCCACUCCUCCAUUAUGACAUGGAGGAAGUCCAAGAGCAGUUCAGUCGUCAGGAACGAAUACUCAAAGCUAUUGGAAGUGCUACCAGAGAAACAGUUGCAUUUUAAAAUUGUACAUCUAACUUAGGAACGGAAUUGAACAACACUGUGAUCGUAUAAUUUGGAUCAAUAUUGUCUCAUGUUUCAAGCACAAUAUUCCACAGUAAGUGACUCGUAAGUCAGCAAAAUGCCCAUAUAUUUGGGUCGCAAGGCAAUUGUGGCCCAGGCCUACCAGGAAGUUACUUCUAAAGAGCUCUCUUUUGUAAUCAAGUGCACAAUGCGUAUUAUUUCAGAACACAGUUCCUACCUAAGCAGAGAUGUAGAAAAUGGAAGUGGCAUUUUUGCUGAGUUUACACCUUAUAGAUGCUGCAAAUGUGUAUAAAAUAAAAUCCAUUGUGAGUGUGAGAGAGCUGCAGCAGUCGAUCUAUUUUUAAUAGAUACCCCACCUUUGGUAACUUACACGGCUUGUGAACCAGGCCCAUUUCUGUGCCACCAGAUUAAUAAAUAAACUGGGCAUGCUUGGUUGGGGAAGUGAUUCCUCACUCUGCGACUACUGAGAUUUUCUGUGAUGUGAUAAAGGAUUCGACUCUAGAGAAGUAAAGUUACUCUGAGCAUGUCCAGAAUUAGCCUAGAGCUCAAGUAGAAAUAAUAAGCACCCAGUGGUUGAUUUUUACCCCAGAGAUGGAAACUAGGGUAACUUUAGGCCCAGGUAAACUAUUUAUAUAUAGAACACUACCUCUUAGUUCAGUGGCAAUGAUUAUGGUUCAAACGAUGCUGUGGUAAGAUAUGGGGGAGUUGUCCUUUACCAUUUGGAUCCAAAGUUUUAUGAGCUAAAGAAAGAAACAGUUGAUGCCUUCAGAGGACAGUCCUUCCCUAUGGAUCCCAGUCUGGCUGUCUUGUUGGAGAAGAAGCACUUCCAUGCUGUGCAAGUGAUGAUAACCAAUGAGGGAAUGAAUAUCAGACUCCCAAGCUCAGUCUGCGGGAUUGAGUCCUGAUUCUAUGGAUCUCUCUCUCAGUUUUGCUCAUAUGUUUUAUGAAUUUGAAUCACUUCUCCACCUCCUGCUACUCUGAAAGAUUAGAAAUUGUGAAAAUAGAAUACAAGUGCUUUUUUCUCAUGAUGAGAACACAUUUGAGAUGACGUCCACCAACACUUAUGACCAAAGACCCAGAGAGAAAUGAGCUCCCAGAAAUAGAAGGCACCUAUGUUAGUAUAGAACACAACUUUACACAAAGCUCACUUGGUGGAAAAUGUGAUUAAGAGAAAACCAACACACAUGAUAAAAUUGUGAAGCCUUCAAAUAUGUUGUUUCCAGUGAAAAUGGAAUUAAACAUAAAAGUUUAUUGCAGAAUAAAAGAGUGAUUAUGUGAUAACUGAAUUACUUUGUAACACUGAAAGUUUUCUGGUUUCAGAAAAGAAUUAGAUAAGUUUAUGUAGUAUAGGUCCAUGAAUGACUACUAGCCAAGAUGGCUAAGCCUCUGACUGCCAGAUGCUAGGAAAGAAUGACACAGGAUGGAUCACUCACUAAUUGACCUGUUCGUUCCCCCUGAAGCAUCUGGCAUUGGCCACUGUCAGAAGACAGGAUACUGCGCUAGAUGAACCAAUGGUCUAACCCAACAUGGCCAUUCUUAUGUUUCUGUCCCCUACCUCCCCCCAAGUAGUAUAUGAGUUUAGUUGAUGUAAUUUACCCUCUUUGGAUUAAGGAGUUCUAAAGUAAAACCUCCCUCAAAAGGGGUUGGUGUAUGAUAGUAUGUAGGAGAAAUAGUGUAUAUCAAAAUAAAAACCUAGUAUAGACUUUAAUUAUUUCAAAUGGAAUUUUUUGAUAAGCUUUGAAAAUAAUGUUUCUGUUCAGGAAAAAAUUACAUAAGGAGACAUGUUGUGUAACCUUUUACACAGUUAUACUGUAACAGCUGAUGUGUUCCCUGGUUCUCUUGUUUGCAAACCAAAGAUGUUAUGCCAUCUGUCAGGAGGUGUCUUAAUUUAAAAUGGUGAUGGGUACAAGAUAGCAGCUUUUCUGUUUAAGUUUUUUGUUUUGUCAUAGGUGCCAACGCCCUUUUCAGUUUGAGGAGGCCAGCUAUUAGAGCCCGUCCAUUUAACCCUCAGACUAGGCUAUGGAAACUUCUUCAGAACUUUUGUUUUUCAUUUUUGAUAUAUUUGGGGUCCUCACAUCCAUGCUGCAUGUGGUUUUCUACAAUGAGUAAGAAAACUUCUAGGUGAAGUGAGACUUUAGCAAAGUGACUUUGGC
Chelonia mydas (Green sea turtle) is the source of this 6914-nucleotide messenger RNA. Its product is annotated as zinc finger protein 501. The transcript has 4 exons. The record is from RefSeq and is a predicted model, not a curated record. Gene Ontology annotation, cellular component: nucleus. Gene Ontology annotation, biological process: negative regulation of transcription by RNA polymerase II; central nervous system development. The coding region runs from base 895 to 2847 and encodes 650 amino acids. NCBI's taxonomy places the organism in Eukaryota, Metazoa, Chordata, Testudines, Cheloniidae. Gene Ontology annotation, molecular function: RNA polymerase II cis-regulatory region sequence-specific DNA binding; DNA-binding transcription repressor activity, RNA polymerase II-specific.